AUGGCUUCUUUCAACCCAAACGUCGACUUCAACCAAAGUCGUGGAGUAGAGAUCAAUGUCAUCGGCUGGGUGUUUACUGGCAUUGCCAUGGCUACUGUCGGUCUGAAACUCUUUGCUCGUGGACACGUUGCGAAGGAUCUGGGCUGGGAUGACUUUUUCAUCUUCGUUGCGAUGGCCUUCAGUAUCAUUGCCACGGCCUUGGUGUCGUAUGCCGUCACACUCGGUCUGGGACGACACUCGGCCGCCGUGGUUGCUGAGCACGGCAUGGAACGAUAUGACAGCGCUGCAAAGUGGCAGAUUGUCGGAUUUCCUUUCAACAUUGGCUCCUUCAGUUUUCCCAACAUCUCCAUUGCCAUUCUCAUCCACAAAAUCCUGGACCCAAACAAGUUCCGCACAAUCAGUCUCUACAUCCUGACCGUUUUGCAAGUCGUAUUUGCCAUGAUCUCCGUCGUCCUGGUCUUUGUGCAAUGCAAACCAACCGGAAUCCUCUGGGACCCUCGACUUCUGGCUGAAGGCUCAUGCGACCCGGAUCUUUUUAACGACUUUACAUACUGGGUCAGCGCGUACACAACCCUCACCGAUAUCAUUCUGGCUGUGGUGCCGGUCACUGUGUUUUGGAAGUUGCAGAUGCGAACUUCGACCAAGGUGGCUGUGUGCAUUAUGAUGAGUCUGACGUUGCUCUCUGCGAUUGUCACUAUUGUCAAGGCGACGUACUUGCAUUUGUUCACGGACCACUCCGAUCCUCUCUACAACGUCGUACCACUCGUGCUCUGGGGCCUAAUCGAACAAAAUGUAGUCAUUAUCGCUGCAUGUGUUCCCACACUCCGUCCCUUCUUCCGCAGAGCAUUCGCCAGCAAGGGCUCCCGCUCCGGCAACAGCGACGGCUCACACGUUCACUCUUCCCAUGGAUUCAAACUUUCGUCUAACGCCGGUCAUUCUGGCUUCCAGCGUCCCAAGCCCGCGUCUGAGUCCGAGAUGCCCCUUGAUACUCCACAGGGCAUUUGGCAGACACGAGAAGUCACCGUGGAAAGCGAGGAUGACAACCUAGAGAUGGAUCAAGCCAUCGGGCGUUCGAAGGGUUCGAGAUGA
Molecule: messenger RNA, 1089 nt
Organism: Talaromyces marneffei
Lineage: Eukaryota; Fungi; Ascomycota; Eurotiomycetes; Eurotiales; Trichocomaceae
Exons: 6
Coding region: 1-1089 (362 amino acids)
Source: RefSeq, a predicted model, not a curated record